ACCCCAAAUAAAUAAAUAAAUAAAUAAAUAACAAAUCAAUGAAGCUUCUACAUAACUUGAAAGAGUGACAUGCAUUACUCCACACAUACUUGUAAGAAACAUUGAGCUUCUAAGCUUCUAAAGUAGCACUUUUCAGGCAAAGUAAAUAUAAACCAAGAACACAUUAUGCCUCAUUCCACAUUUCCCAUUAUUGAUCUCACCAAAUUACAGAAGUACUCAAAUUCUUGGGUACCAAUGUGCAAUGACGUUCGGCAUGCACUUGAACAACAUGGUUAUUUUAUAGCACUCUAUGACGAUAAUAAUAGGAUUUCGAAGGAAAUAUUUGAUGUAAUGGAAGAGUUAUUUGAUCUCCCCAUUGAAACAAAGAAAAAUAACACUUCUGACUUUUAUUUCUAUCAAUGGGUUGGUCAAAGGGAGCAAGCUCCUCUUCAUGAAAGUUUUGGGAUCGCACAUCCAAAUCAUGUUGAAGAACUACAAAGCUUCACUACACUCAUGUGGCCACAAGGCAACCACAAAUUUCAUGAAACAGUGACAUCGUACGUCAAGGUAGCAGCAGAAGUAGAACAGUUGGUGGAUAAAAUGGUCUUUGAAAGCUACGGAGUAGCAGAAAGGCACUAUGAAUCUCAUGUAGCAGCCACUACAUACCUCCUCCGCCCUAUUAAAUACACAGCGCCACCGCCAGGGGCGGAGGACGGUAUUGACAAUGUCGGUUGCAAUGAACACACAGAUAAAAGUUUCUCCACACUUCUCUUUCAGAAUCAGAUAAAUGCUUUGCAAGUUGAAACCAAAAGUGGGGAGUGGAUUGAUGUCCAUAUCCCUCCCUCUGCCUUCGUCUUCAUGGCUGGUGAUGCUUAUGAGGCAUGGAGCAAUGGAAGAAUAUAUGCAGCAAGGCACCAAGUGUUGUUGAAAGAGGAUAAGCAAAGGUAUACAUUGGCGUUAUUCACAUUCAACAAAGGAAUAACAGAAAUACCUGAGGAAUUGGUGGAUGAAACACAUCCUUUACAAUACAAGCCUUUUGAUAAUUUUGGAUUAGCUUGGUACUACCUCUCUGGUGCUAACUCCAUGUCUCACAGCACUGCUAAAGCUUACUGUGGCAUUAAUGCUGGAUAGAUAGCUUCAAUUUCAUGUUUUUAUAACGAAGUUUUCAUAGUCUGGAAAUAGAAUUAAUAAGGAAAUACUCAAAAGACGAACUAUGUAACAAGUGUGUGGGACUUCAAUUAUAUAUGAAUCCAUCCGGUCAACUUCUCGACUUAAUUCAUUCAAAGUUCAAACCACUAAGCAUUUAAAUCUUUUUGAAGUAACUAGUUCCCUAAAGAUUAAAACUAAAUGUUCUCUAGAUCUCAUAACUCGGUCCCUGGCAGGUGACAAAGGAGAAGAAAAUAGUAAUUCACACCAGGUGUUUUGCACCAAACCAAAUUAAUUUAGCAUAGUUAAUAGAUAAGUUACAAAUAUUGACAAGGUAACCUAGUACGGCUGAGUUUUACAAACUUCUUCUAAAUACCAAACCAUUGAUUAGCUUGUAUAAGGAGGUUUCUACACCAAAUUGUCAUUGCUUACUUCACAUCUUGAUCAAAGGUCAACUCCAUGCUGCAUGAGGUCAAUCUGCACUAACAGAACUGUUCCCUGAUGUUGUCCAUCUCUUAGCUCUGAGAUGCCCGUCGGAAAUAAUAC
Molecule: messenger RNA, 1671 nt
Organism: Solanum dulcamara
Lineage: Eukaryota; Viridiplantae; Streptophyta; Magnoliopsida; Solanales; Solanaceae
Product: 2-oxoglutarate-dependent dioxygenase AOP2-like
Exons: 3
Coding region: 166-1110 (314 amino acids)
Molecular function (GO): dioxygenase activity
Source: RefSeq, a predicted model, not a curated record